This is a messenger RNA of Lodderomyces beijingensis, 1533 nucleotides long. Lineage: Eukaryota; Fungi; Ascomycota; Pichiomycetes; Serinales; Debaryomycetaceae. The record is from the annotation of a GenBank genome assembly.
AUGUCAGCGUCAAGACAAGGGAUUCCACAAGUACGAAAUCCGACGUAUGCACAGCAAACUACUCCCGAGCAAAGGUACUGGCGGAGCUACACGAGCCCGCAACUAAUCAAAGAGAAUCACGCUAUAAACCAUAUAGAAUUCAACCCUGUGGCACCCCACGACUUCUCCGUCACUUCUUCAACCAGAAUUCAAAUCAUCUCAUCCAAGACGCGCCAGAUCAUCAAGACUUUUUCUCGAUUCAAAGAUGUGGUGCUAUCUUCGAACUUCCGCUUCGAUGGGAAAUUGAUUGUAGCAUCCGAUGCCUCGGGGCUAGUUUCGCUAUACGACAGCUAUCAACCGCGCAACUUGCUCGUGAGCUUGAAUCCAUCAUCGCACGCGACUCACGUUGCCAAGUUCCACCCCACGAUCGCUAGCCAAUUAGUCACUGGUUCGGAUGACCGUGUGUUGCGCGUAUGGGACAUCUCGCAGACGAGCUCGGGCCCCUUGAUGGCGUUUGAUGAAGCGAUGCAUGGGGACUACAUCAGGAGCGCUGCUUUUGUACGAGAUAAUGCCAAUUUGAUAAUCACGGGAUGUUACGAUGGCAUAGUGCGUGUUUUCGACACGAGAGACCCUAGGAGUGGCAGUGUGGCGAAGUUUGAGCAAGAUGAACCAGUUGAGGAUGUCAUUUCGACUAGUUCGUCCACGGUGGUGAGUGCCGGGGGCCCCCAUGUCAAAAUCUGGGAUUUGACUCGAGGAGCCCAGGUUCACCAGUUGGACAAUUUCACAAAGACCACGACGUGCUUGUACGAUACGAGGGAAAAGGGCUUGCUUGUUGGUUCAUUGGAUGGACUCGUUAAGAUAUUCGAUUACAAUACGACGAAUUGGGACGUGAAGUUUGGUUGGAAGUUUGGCAGUGGCGGGGUCUUGACUUGUGCUGUCAGUCCCGGUGACUACAAGCAUUUCGCCGCUGGGUUGACCUCGGGGUUGAUUUCUAUCCGCACCAGGAAAACGGAACCCAAGGUGAAACAGGGCAUUAAACAGGAGACUACAAGUGCAUACGCGCGGAUGAUGAAGGGGAGAGACUAUAUGGGGGAAGAAGAGUAUGAAAUUGUCAACAACACCAGCACUCCCGUACAGCAACAGCUGCAGCAGCAAAAGGGCAAAUUGAAACAAUUUGAAAAGUAUCUUAAUGCAUUUAAAUGGUGGGAGGCGUUGGAUAGUGCUUUUGCGCCCGGUUUACCCAAGGAACAAACCAUCACCAUAUUGAACGAGUUGAAGAAGAGAGGUAAGAUGAGAAUUGCGCUUUUUGAACGAGAUGAGAUCUCGUUGGUUCCCAUGUUACAGUGGUUCAUCAAGAACAUCGAAGACGUGAGAUCUUUCAAUUUGAUUUGUGAUUACAUUGGGGUGAUUUUGGAAAUGUAUGGUAACAUGAUUGACAAGAGCGUGGUUCUUGAAGAGAAUUUCAAUAUUUUAUUGAGGAAAAUCGACAGUGAAAUCAAGAAAUGUGAAAAGGCCAGUGCAAUCAACGGCAUGUUGGAAUUGUUGACUGUAUAA